CAGAGAUGUCCUUGGAAAUCUUGUUCUCGCGGUACACCAGUUGAAACUAUGUUAAGAGAAGCUUCACAGUGUUACUAGUAAUCCAGUAAUCUGAAACUUGAGGGCUAGUUUAAGGAGCCAUAUUAAUAGAUAACAUACCAGAAUGACUACUCUGCUUCAGUCCCAAAAGGUCCUUAGUCAGUGCCUGAAAAGCAGAAAACUUAUUGAGUGGUUAUUGUCAACAAGUACUAGGAAUUGCUCGAGUGGACACACACCAAGUGGGGUGCCAUAUGAAACGACACUCAAGAAUAAAGAUGUCACAACACCUAAUACUAUACCAGAAUCAGCAGAUGUUGUUGUGAUUGGUGGGGGUAUCAUAGGUUGCAGCACACUUUACCACUUGACCAAGCUAGGCUGCACAAAUGCUGUAUUAUUAGAAAAAGACAAACUGACAGCUGGAACCACAUGGCAUACUGCAGGAUUAGUGUGGAGACUUCGUCCCAAUGAUACAGACAUUCAAAUUUUAAAUCAUACUCGUCAUCUCUUAAAUGAUGUGCUGGAGAAAGAAACAGGUGUGCAUCCUGGCUGGAUUAAUAAUGGUGGCUUGUUCAUAGCUAACUCUAAAGAGAGGUUGGAUGAAUACAAACGGCUAAUGACAAUAGGAAAGGUGUUUAACAUCGAGUCCUAUGUCUUGUCACCAGAAGAAACUAAGAAGUUGUAUCCACUGAUGAAUGUAUCUGAUCUUUAUGGUACUCUAUACAGUCCAGGUGAUGGAACUGUUGAUCCUGCAGGGUUCUGUGAUUCACUAAUAAGAGCAGCAACUAGAGCAGGAGCAAAAGUUAUUGAAAAGUGUUCAGUCACUGAUGUACAAGUUGAAGAAAAUGAAUUUGGCACUAAAAAAGUGAAAGCAGUCCAUACUCCUUCAGGAACAAUCAGUACAAGCUGUUUAGUUAAUUGCACAGGUGUAUGGGGCCCAUAUAUAGGCAAGAUGGCUGGAGUGAAAGUUCCUCUAAUAGCUAUGAAACAUGCCUAUGUGGUUACCAAUAAAAUUGAAGGUAUUCAGAAUAUGCCUAAUGCUCGUGAUCAUGAUUUGUCAGUUUACCUUCGUCUGCAAGGAGAUGCACUAUCUAUUGGAGGGUAUGAACCCAACCCUAUAUUUUGGGAAAAUGUGGACAAGAAUUUUGCUUUCAGUUUAUUUGAGUUGGACUGGGAUGUCUUUGGGACUCAUAUUGAGAAUGCUGUUCACAGGGUGCCAGUUUUAGAGAAUACAGGGAUUAAAUCGACUGUUUGUGGACCAGAAUCUUUCACACCUGAUCAUAAACCUCUACUUGGAGAGGAUCCUGUUGUGCGAGGUUUUUUUCAUGGCUGUGGAUUCAACAGCUUGGGAAUGAAUGCUGGAGGAGGUUGUGGACGGGAAUUGGCUCGCUGGGUUGUUCAUGGUCGGCCUGAACUUGACAUGUAUGGCUAUGAUAUCAGACGCUAUUCCUCGAAGUUGACAGACAAUCAAAAAUGGAUCAAGGAACGUAGUCAUGAAUCUUAUGCAAAAAAUUACUCUAUUGUCUACCCACAUGAUGAGCCCUUGGCUUGUAGAAACAUGAGAAAAGACCCAUUUUAUGAUGAGUUGGCUGAGAAAGGCUGCAUCUUCCAAGAAAGAUUGGGUUGGGAACGGCCGGGUUGGUUUGCUGGAGAUGGAAAAGCAACUCCAAUGCAGUAUGAUUUUUAUGGAUAUUAUGGAUAUGAUAAACAUGUGGAACAUAAGUAUGAAGAUAAGUUGAAGUUGGACUACUCCUUUUCUUUCCCUUCUCAUCAUGAUAUUCUUCAAAAAGAAUGCUUGAGUUGUAGAGAACAGGUAGCUGUAUUCAAUAUGUCUUACUUUGGGAAGUUCUUUCUCACGGGACCAGACUCUCAGAAAGCAGUAGACUGGAUUUUCACCAAUGAAAUGGACAAACCCGAAGGAUCUACAAUAUAUACAUGUAUGCUGAACUCAAGAGGGGGUAUUGAAGCUGAUUUAACAGUUUCUUGUAUUCAUCCAGGAGAAGGCUCUGCAUGUGAUCCUGCAUUCAAAGGAAGAGGCUUCUACAUUGCAGCAGCUGGAGCAGCUUCCCAACAUAAUUUUUCACACAUUCAGAGUGUCAUUCAAGAUCAGAAGUUUAAUGUGUCUCUUGUCGAUCAUUCAGAAAACAUGGGCAUGCUCAGCAUUCAAGGUCCAAAAAGUCGAGAACUCCUUCAGUCACUGACAGAUGCAGACCUGAAUGAUGAAGGAUUCCCAUUUUCUACUAAUAAAAUAAUAAAUAUUGCUGGCCAUAAGGUAAUGGCUUUAAGGUUGUCUUUUGUUGGUGAAUUGGGAUGGGAGCUUCACAUUCCAAAGGAUAGCUGUCUCCAUGUUUACAAAGCAUUAUGGGAUAAAGGUCAAAAUUACGGGCUAGUCAAUGCUGGUUAUCGUGCUAUUGAUUCACUCAGUCUUGAGAAAGGUUAUCGUCACUGGCAUGCUGAAAUACGUAUGGAUGACACUCCACUAGAGGGUGGGCUGGCAUUCACUUGUAAAUUAAAAACUGAUACUCCAUUUUUGGGUAGAAAAUUAAUUGAGAAACAAAAGAAAGAGGGUCUGAAGAAAAGAAUUGCAUGUUUUACAAUUGAAGAGUGAGUAUUAAAAUAAUGG
Messenger RNA from Limulus polyphemus (Atlantic horseshoe crab), 2638 nucleotides. Its product is annotated as sarcosine dehydrogenase, mitochondrial-like. Lineage: Eukaryota; Metazoa; Arthropoda; Merostomata; Xiphosura; Limulidae. Gene Ontology annotation, cellular component: cytoplasm; mitochondrial matrix; mitochondrion. Gene Ontology annotation, molecular function: sarcosine dehydrogenase activity; protein binding. The transcript is spliced from 18 exons. Bases 143 to 2623 code for a protein of 826 amino acids. The record is from RefSeq and is a predicted model, not a curated record.